UAUAUAUGAGUCGUCUAUUAUCAAAGGUGGCAAUCUGUGCAUAUGGACAAAAAAAUAUUAUUGAUAUGUCAAUACAGAUUGAUUUGAAUAUAAUCGUCUCCUUCAAAGAAUACGGUUCAAAACCUGCAUUAAAUAAAGGUUAAUACUUAACCUGUUAUUUAUCUAAGAUGUCGUUCCGAAGAGUUUUGUGACUGCCAAUGGAAUACAAAGUCAAUAAUUCGUUUUUCUGAUUUAACAAUAAUUGUACAAAAGUCACAUUGCCGGCUUUGAUAAUAGUCGACUCAUAUAAGUUUCCUUUUCCUGUUUAAAGAAACACAAUUUGCGUUUAAUGAUAUCGAUGUGUGUAUGUUUAGCUAUGAAGUAUCUUAUACUCUUUCUAAAUUAAUAAAGUUACCGCCACCGAUUUUGAGUAAUGAGUAGAGGUUUGGAGCAGGAAGAAUUUUGGAAGAAGAUAUCUGAAAUGAUUAAGGGAAAUAGUUAAGUCGCUUAUCGGAGCUAUACCGGAUAUAUCGGAAGAAUUUUAUUAAGACCCUCCGAUUUUAAUAUAGCACCAAUCGUGACGUUAAAGAGAGACCUUGACUUAUGCCUCAUUGAUAAAUGUGCAGCGCAUCUGUUACUUCAUAUUAUUAUAGUGCAAUAUUAGCGACAUUUGACCUACCCCUUUGAUAAAUGCACGAUAGACUAAUCUGGCGCAUGACGCUUAAAAUGGUACUUAUAAAAGAUAAGUCGACUUCUAGAAACAUCGCAGAUCUUAACGUGGCCUGUCUUGGUGCUAUAAAUAUGAAGUUCUUGUUGGUUAUACCGAUGUGCGUGCUGGCUGCCGGCGGUGGUCUCCUCGACGUGGAUGUCGAUAUUUUAUCCGCACCGGAUAAAAUCGAAGCGGAUAACCUAUAUAGCAGUGUCAUCACCGGUGACAUUGACAAAGCUGUGGUCCAAACUUUGGCGCUCAACCUACUAUCAAAAGGAGCCAUCAUCGAAGAUGUCAUUGCCAGGCUCAUUAGAGAUAAAAAGCGAAACAUCUUCGACUAUGCCUAUAAACUAUGGAACGGUGAAGGAAAGGAUGUCGUCAAACAACACUUCCCUAUGCAAUUCAGACUGAUCUUUGCCGAGAAUCAUGUCAAGAUCAUCAACAAGAGGGACAAUCUCGCCAUUAAACUCAGCACUGAGGUGGAUCACCAAAAUGACAGAUCUGCAUUUGGUGACGCGAACGAAAAAACCACUGACAACGUCGGCUGGAGGUUUGUCCACUUGUGGGAAAACAACAAGGUUUACUUCAAGAUCGUUAGCGUUGCCCGUAACCAAUUCUUGAAACUGGGUACUGAUGCUGACGAAGCUGGCGACCACAUCGCUUACGGUGCCGACGUGGCUAACACCUUCAGACACCAGUGGUACCUACAGCCUGCCAAGUACGAAGACGACCUUCUUUUCCUCAUUUACAACCGCGAAUUCAACCAGGUUCUGAAGCUCGGUCGAGUAGUCGACAACAUGGGUGACCGACGUUUGUAUGGACACAAUGGAGAUGUUUCCGGUUCUCCAGAACUCUUCGGAUUCUUCAUUACUCCUUUGUAAAAUUAAAUAAAAUAUUUGUAAAAUAAAAUAAAAGAGUAAUUGUUUGUAUCAAAAUAGUAAUCAGUUCAUAAAUAAUUGUAUACAAAAAUAAAAUAUAUAACCAAAA
This is a messenger RNA of Bombyx mori (domestic silkworm), 1675 nucleotides long. Its product is annotated as microvitellogenin. Gene Ontology annotation, cellular component: extracellular region. The record is from RefSeq and is a predicted model, not a curated record. The transcript is spliced from 2 exons. NCBI's taxonomy places the organism in Eukaryota, Metazoa, Arthropoda, Insecta, Lepidoptera, Bombycidae. Bases 670 to 1569 code for a protein of 299 amino acids.